GAAACAGUGUCAGACUCGAUUCCUCCUCCUCCUCCUCCAAGGAAUUCUGCCCCUUAGCUGUUCAGCCCUCCCCUUUAAAGGGUGACUUGCCCUGCGGCGCUCCACCGCGCUCCAGUCCUCUGGCGCCUCCGGCUCAAUCCUUUGCAACGCCGAUCCGCGCCCGCCUGACUGCCCGUGCCGCGCAGCUCCAGCAGCAAAGCAGAAGGGCGCGCCCGGAGAUGGAGAGCAAAGCCCUGCUCCUAGUGGCCCUGGGAGUUUGGCUCCAGAGUUUGACCGCCUUCCGCGGAGGGGUGGCCGCAGCAGACGUGGGAAGAAAUUUUGCAGACAUCGAAAGUAAAUUUUCCCUAAGGACCCCCGAGGACACAGCUGAGGACACUUGUCAUCUCAUUCCUGGACUAGCAGACUCUGUGUCUAACUGCCACUUCAACCACAGCAGUAAGACCUUCGUGGUGAUCCAUGGAUGGACGGUCACUGGAAUGUAUGAGAGUUGGGUGCCCAAACUUGUGGCCGCCCUGUACAAGAGAGAGCCUGACUCCAACGUCAUUGUAGUAGACUGGUUGUAUCGGGCCCAGCAACAUUAUCCAGUAUCAGCUGGCUACACCAAGCUGGUGGGAAAUGAUGUGGCCAGAUUCAUCAACUGGAUGGAGGAGGAGUUUAACUACCCCCUGGACAACGUCCACCUCUUAGGGUACAGCCUUGGAGCCCACGCUGCCGGCGUGGCGGGAAGUCUAACCAACAAGAAGGUCAAUAGAAUUACUGGCUUGGAUCCGGCUGGGCCUAACUUUGAGUAUGCAGAAGCCCCCAGUCGCCUUUCUCCUGAUGAUGCGGAUUUUGUAGAUGUCUUACACACAUUUACCAGAGGGUCUCCUGGUCGAAGUAUUGGGAUCCAGAAACCAGUAGGGCAUGUUGACAUUUAUCCCAAUGGAGGCACUUUCCAGCCAGGAUGCAACAUUGGAGAAGCCAUCCGUGUGAUUGCAGAGAGAGGACUUGGAGAUGUGGACCAGCUGGUGAAGUGCUCGCACGAGCGAUCCAUUCAUCUCUUCAUCGACUCCCUGCUGAAUGAAGAAAACCCCAGCAAGGCCUACAGGUGCAACUCCAAGGAAGCCUUUGAGAAAGGGCUCUGCCUGAGCUGUAGAAAGAAUCGCUGUAAUAACGUAGGCUAUGAGAUCAACAAGAUCAGAGCCAAGAGAAGCAGCAAGAUGUACCUGAAGACUCGCUCCCAGAUGCCCUACAAAGUGUUCCAUUACCAAGUCAAGAUUCACUUUUCUGGAACUGAGAAUGACAAGCAGCACAACCAGGCCUUCGAGAUUUCACUGUACGGCACAGUGGCCGAGAGUGAGAACAUUCCCUUCACCCUGCCCGAGGUCGCCACAAAUAAAACCUACUCCUUCUUGAUUUACACGGAGGUGGACAUCGGAGAACUGCUGAUGAUGAAACUGAAGUGGAAGAGCGACUCCUACUUCGGCUGGUCCGACUGGUGGAGCAGCCCCGGCUUUGUCAUCGAGAAGAUCCGAGUGAAAGCCGGGGAGACUCAGAAAAAGGUCAUCUUCUGUGCUAGAGAGAAAGUGUCUCAUCUGCAGAAGGGCAAGGACUCUGCGGUGUUUGUGAAAUGCCAUGACAAGUCUCUGAAGAAGUCUGGCUGACGCUGGACAAAGCAACAAGAGAAGAAAGCAUCUGAGUUCUUUGAAGACAGAAGAAAAUGAAGUAAAUUUAAUUUAAAAAAAAAUACCCUUGUUUGGGUGUUUGAAAGUGGGUUUUCCUGAGUAUUAAUCCCAACUCUAUCUCGUUAGUUAACAGAAGACAGUCUCAAAUAUUAAAAGGUGGCUAACCCAGGAUGAGGAAUCUAAUGGCCUAUAGAAGGUCUUCCAGCAUCAGAAGACAGCAAGCAGGAGAGACAUGCUGUCUUAUAUCCCUUAAGAAGGAAACAUUUGUUCCCAAUCAUGUAAGACCCCUUCAUGUGACCCAUUUGGUCAUAGUCUAAAACUAGCAAGAGCCGCUUGUUUUCAUUAGAACGCCGAGGUAUUAAAUUGAGACCUUUUCAAAGUUUUCUCGAAGUCUAAUAUAGAUAAUGUGUUUUAAGGCAUGAGUCAAAUCCAUUCCUUUAGCAGUCAAAACACCUGGCCUUUGUUAACUAGUUUUUUUUACCAUUAGGAUAUAGCCCCCACGAAAGAAAGAAAGAAAGAAAGAAAGAAAGAAAGAAAGAAAGAAAGAAAGAAAG
Messenger RNA from Apodemus sylvaticus (European woodmouse), 2218 nucleotides. RefSeq names its product lipoprotein lipase (gene Lpl). Gene Ontology annotation, molecular function: apolipoprotein binding; lipoprotein lipase activity. Bases 219 to 1643 code for a protein of 474 amino acids. Lineage: Eukaryota; Metazoa; Chordata; Mammalia; Rodentia; Muridae. The record is from RefSeq and is a predicted model, not a curated record. Gene Ontology annotation, biological process: lipid metabolic process. The transcript is spliced from 10 exons.